AUGAGAUACUGCAUAGCAUUUGCAAGUGAAGGAUGCAUAGCUAAAGUAUGUCUAGUAUUACUCUGUUUGUGUACUCUAUGUGCCACGUAUGUUGGUGCAGUGAGCGUUUCUAUUGGUGCAGAAUAUGCCCAGCUGUACCCUCAUCUACCUCAAGCAAAGACUUGCGGUUAUAAUGGUCAUGUGAAUCGGCCACUGGCAUACAUUGCAAACUGCAGACAUGAAAGAAAUCAUAAUCGUAUAUCAUCUGAUUACAAGAGGAACUUGCUGCUGAAUUCCGAGGAUGAGCCUGUUGGUUAUGCUGAAGAGGAGGGUUUUUUCAGGGGGUUACUCCGGGGUCGAAGGUUGUUCCGCAGGGGGGAAAGGAUACCUUCUGGAAUGAUGCAUCAAGAGUAUAAGCGAAUCAUCCCCGAAAGUGAUCCUUGGGAUGAACAGGAUUUUGGAGGGAUACCUAAUCUUCCUCGUAGGAUACCUAUAGAGCUGUCUAACGACCCCGUCAACGAAGAAUUUAUUGAGAUGCGAAAGAGACAAAUCCCGCAUUCCAUACUAAAAAAUUAUUAUAUGAUCACAACGGAUGAGCCUGGUUUGGUGAAGGAUUAUGGUAAUACGUUUAAGCCUUUGUUUGAAGGCCCCUAUGAGGAUACGGACCUUUAUCUUCUGGGUCAGGGUAUCACGACUCCCUUUGUGUAUGAUGACGAUGAAGCUCUUGAAUCCCCUGCAGGGGGAGUUAGUCAGCAUUCUGAUAUAACACGAAGCAGUACAUCGUCUCUAGAGGAGGGCGAAGAGCCGGAUGAAGAGAUCGAUGAGAAUGUCAGGAUUGCUCGCGAACUAUGGCACACUUAUAAUGACAAAGACCGUGUGUGCCAACUUAUGCUUUCUUCGAUGAGUGAUUACCAAGAUGCUAAUUUGUCACCAAUGGCGCCGGAUGAAUUACCAGAUGACGCCGAUUUCUUCGAUUCUCAUCUGGGAAGGUAUUUCAUUACGGACAGUUGCGGUUCUCCUAUGUGGCUUACUGACUGGAACGAGGAGUAUCUGCGUGGUCUGGAGGGCCUCGAGGGCAAAGAAUUGAUUGACUACGAAAAGAUGUGGUACGAAAGGCUUGAUAAAUUAGUUGAGCGUUAUGAUCGUUUGAUACCAGAUGAUAAUCCAAUCAAAAAGGUAUGGGAAUACUUUGCUGAUGUGGACAGCGAUGAAGCGUCGCUUAGACAAUCGGGUCUCCGUCACCGAGGGCCACCACGUGUUAUCAUUGGAGGCAAGGUCUUAAAGACAAAAUGGUCCGAACAUAUCCCUCCAAUCCUGCUUGAGUACCUAACGAAACACUCAUCUGUUAGUCGACUGAAUAACAUCAAAGAGAAGGACCAGCGGCAGCGAUCACUCGAUAUCAAAGCGGAUGCAUUUAGGUCUUGUAUUGACAUGUCUAUGAACCGUCUAAUAAAAGAACGUAAGUUACGUGCUGAAGAGGAAGAUCGUCGCAAAUACAUUGCAUUUUUACAUGAACGAAGGAAGCACUUAGGGACAAGCCAUAUAGGAGCACAACCGAACACACCAUACUGGUUGUGGGAGGAGUGUUGGAAGAAUCGCGAUAGCCUUGUUCCGGAUACCAUGUUAGAGAUCCUACGUGGCAUAAGGGCUGUGGAUCCGACUACCGACAUUACCGAUUUGACUAAGGGGACUAUUGAGAGCAUGAAAUCCCCGAAGCUUCAUGGUACUAAAUUUGACACACGUAUAUACCUGGAUAAUCUCGCAGCGGAUAGAACUCUUCGUCUUGGAGAAUAUAUCGAUGCAUGUAAGCAAGAGGAUAGAAAGGCUGAGACUGAUGUGGCAAAUAACGGCAGUUCAGGGGAAGAACAUAAAGAGGGUUAUGACGAGAAGAUCGACGGCUUGCCCCUCCCGUUACCUCUAGGUUACUAUUUCCGCGACGUUUUAUCCCUUGAUAAAUUUGAAGAAGCAUUUGAAAGCUUCAACGAGGAAUCGUUUGGUACCAAGGAAUACUGCGUGAAUGUCGGUCAGCUAGUGAAGGGCACUGUUGAGGAUGUGAAACCAAGACGUUUGUUGGUAGACAUCCAUAGUGGCAAGUUUGCAGUAAUGUAUCUAAACGACCAUUAUAGCACCCCUGACGAUGUUCCAUCAGGGGGUUUUACCGCGGAGUUUAGGAAAGGGGAUGAAAUGUACUUCGAGGUGCUGUCAAAGUACGGUAGCGAUAUAAGGGUAUCGACACGUCGGAUCCAGGAUAUGUACAAGCAUCGCGAUAUUUAUCGCAAGCAUUUCAAGCGUGAAAUAUUUAAGGUGCGUGCAAUACAAAGGUACACUAUGGGUCUGCUUGUUCAGUUCCAGGGUGACGACAUCCAGGACAUAAAGGAUUACGAAUGUCCAUCUGAUGUCCACAACUUGGAUAACCUGGCUUUCAUUCCCUACGAAGAGUUGGACCAGAGAUAUUGCAGCGAUGUGCAGAGGAUACGCUUCGAUGUUGUUGGUAAAGUUAUUCCUGUAUUCAUUGCUAACUGGUCUAUUUGUCACGGGAUUCCUCUUCUCUCCAAUAUUGAGGCCAUAAGGAGGCUUCCUCUAGCUCAUAUCCGACGUGGUGACAUAAUCUGCGCUAAACAGUGUAUGUAUGGUAAAGAAUCGGUUUGGUUGAACAUGGGUCAUACUUUAUGUACUCUUUCCGUGAUGGAUAUGGACCCCGAAGCUUAUGAGAAGCAUAAACGUGGUGAUCGUGGUCUGGUUUUGGCGGAGGUCAAGAAUGUGCAUAUGUUAGCUGGUAACGUGGAGCUUACCACCAAGGGCAUCAAAACAUCGAGUAGAGGGGCGUCUGUGAAUGAAUGGAUGGAGCGCAUCCAUCUGGACCCCGACCCUGUGAGAACGUUUAACGAAAGGCUGAGGGGCGAUGUCAAUUCUGCAAUGACACUGACAGCCACCGAGCCUAUGCCUUCUGGUACAGAGCUUAACCCUAUCCACAACGUUCCUAAAAUGGUACUUUCCACGCCGUCUAUACCCCGUUUACCACCUGUAAAGCCGGAUGAUGGAAAGGGUGACUGGAGUGGUAUUCGUUGGGACUUUACUGCCACCGCAUCGCCUCACCGUGAUGAGGAUGAGCUGCAACAUGGUUACAACCAAUAUCGGUGGGAAGUUCUAACUGAGCAAGGUUGGGACAUCAUCCCGCCAGGAGAGCAACUUAUCCUCAACCGUGCUAAGUUCCAACACGAUGAUGUUGUGUACUACGAAUAUGAAGGUCGAUCUUACCGUGCUGAUCUUUUGGAUAUGUUACGCGAGAACCUCACUGAUUUCAUUGAGCAGCCUCUGCGUAACAACUGUGUUGUACCUCUUGACGACGAUGAGCUUCAAGAAGCUAUGGGUUUGAUAAGGCUGAAUGCGGAUGCCGGCACCCUUUAG
This is a messenger RNA of Babesia sp. Xinjiang, 3387 nucleotides long. RefSeq lists its product as uncharacterized. Lineage: Eukaryota; Apicomplexa; Aconoidasida; Piroplasmida; Babesiidae. The coding region runs from base 1 to 3387 and encodes 1128 amino acids. The record is from RefSeq and is a predicted model, not a curated record. The transcript has a single exon.